CAGUAACAACAUUCUUAUUCCCAAGGUUUUGAGCAUGGGAAGAAAAGCACACUUUUGACGUUCCAGAGGUAUUACUUUGUUCUCCGAUCGCAUGGAACAGGUAUUCUGGUUCUUCAAAACAUACAGCAUUCUCAAGCCAUUUUGGACAACCAGAAAUAGAUCUUGGUAAUCUUUGCCAUGUUUUACAGCACUAGAGUGUCAUGAUGAAGAGCACCCAUUUUUUGGCAAAAGGGCAUCCUAUGCAGCUGAUACCGUGCACAGAGGCUGACGCCAUGAGCGAUAAUGCAAGAAACGACAACGAUAAUGUUCCUGAGGACCAGGAGACCAAAGAAGAAGAAAAAGCGCAAGAUGGCACAGGUAGUGCUCAAAAAUCGAGAACAAAAAGGGCAGUCGUGGAUGUACCUCAAAGAGUGAAUGUGGGAGUUGAUGGACAGGAAGAACAAGAAUUCUAAUAAAAUCAAUACCAUUAUGAUUAAGCCGCUUUAUGAUCAUACACUUACGUGUAAUUAUGACUUUUACUAUCAAUAAACCAUGCCGUUAUUCGGACGCACUUACACAAUGUCCAUAAUAAUAAUAAAGGUACUUAGUCAAAGCUAU
Molecule: messenger RNA, 597 nt
Organism: Acanthoscelides obtectus
Lineage: Eukaryota; Metazoa; Arthropoda; Insecta; Coleoptera; Chrysomelidae
Source: the annotation of a GenBank genome assembly